Seriola dumerili (greater amberjack) is the source of this 2456-nucleotide messenger RNA. It is a transcript of the gene obi1, whose product is annotated as ring finger protein 219. Lineage: Eukaryota; Metazoa; Chordata; Actinopteri; Carangiformes; Carangidae. Bases 41 to 2038 code for a protein of 665 amino acids. The transcript is spliced from 6 exons. Gene Ontology annotation, molecular function: ubiquitin-protein transferase activity; metal ion binding. Gene Ontology annotation, biological process: protein monoubiquitination; regulation of DNA replication. The record is from RefSeq and is a predicted model, not a curated record.
UGUUGCGUGUGCUUUGUAUUCCGGCGUAGUCCUUCAAACCAUGGCUCUUAACUAUCAGACGUCGACCCUUUCAAUGACUUUGCCGAUUUCGUGUCAGAUAUGUCUCGGAAAGGUCAGGCAGCCGGUCAUUUGUGCCAACCACCACGUGUUCUGUUCAUGCUGCAUGGAAAUGUGGUUAAAGAAAGCUAGCCAAUGUCCAACCUGCAGAGUCCCAAUCACAGCAGAGAACCCCUGCAGAAAAAUCAUCGGAGGGACCAAUGAGAACGAUCACGGUGAAAGCCCUUCCAUGAGGAAAUGUCUCAGAAAAACCAGAGGAGAACUGCUUUUACGCGAAUAUGAGGAAGAAAUUGAAGGGCUCUUUAGAGAAAAUGAAGAGCUGAAAACAAAAAAUCUAAGUCUGGAGGCACAACUGAAGACUGCUUUGGAUCCCUGCAGCAUUAAUGCAGUGCAAACAGGUGACAAAAGUGUUGACCCCUAUGUCCUGGAAGAAUGGAUGAACAAGCUACGAACUGCCACAGAUGUUUGUGAUAAAAUAAAGCAGGACAUGGAUAAGCUAAAGGAGGCAAAUAAGGCGUUGCGAUCUCAAAAUGUCGACCUUGUACAAGAGAAUAUGAGGCUGAAAGCAGAGGUGGCAAGCAGAUCUCCUCAGAAGUUUGGUCGUUAUACUGUGGCAGCACUGGAAGCCAAAAUCCAGCAGUAUGAGCGUGAUGUGGACCACCUGAAGAGGGCUCUGGAGCGCAGUGACCAGUACAUUGAAGACCUGGAGUCUCAGGUCAGCAAGUCUGAGAAGAGACGUCUGGACGUGCAGGAAGCAUGUGAGAGUAGCAAGGCUGGGUCAGAACCUCUCACACAGCAACAGAAAAUCAACAUGAUGAUGAGAAGCUUGAGUGACAAUGAGAGGGAGUCGAUCUGCAGCAAUCCAGAGGCAGAAUGUGGAACGUUUUCCAGAAAUCACAGUUUGAUUUUCAUGCCAUCUGCAGAUCACAAAGAGUUUAAUAAGAAUCUGACCUCAGAUCAGAAAUACAAGGACUUGGAAAGCACCUCCUCUGACCUUUUGCCCACAACUCCGUCAUCUGCUUUCCGUUCCCUGACUCUGAGGAGCCCUGGCAUCCGUGAAAAGAAGGUUGCAUUUAAAGCUGGGUCCUAUCUGAGGAGGCUCGAUUUUGAAGAUUUUCCUAAUAACAGCAGUAUGGACAAACAGCUCAGCAGCCUUGACAAACUCCCCAAAGGCUUGCCUCCCAAUACUGACAUGGAACCGUCAAAGUCUGUCUUCUGGGGUGGUUGGCAGAGUUCCAACUCUAAUGACCAGCCAUGUCCAGAUCCAAGAAAAGAAAGCUCGGUUAAAGCAUCCACGUCCAGUAAUCUUGAGGAUGAUGAGUCUGAUAGUUUCCUAAUGUCCAGCGAGGCCUCCAUGGAUGCAGCUUACCUGGACAAAAUCUCAGAGUUGGACUCCAUGAUGCUGGAUGGAGAAAGCUCCAGUAGCCGGGGAUCACAGCUCUCCCUGGCCUCCUCCCUUUCCACAGACUUGAACAACACUCUCGUCCCAGAACCACAAACCUGCCCUGAUGUCUUGUCAAGCCAUGGAGGCAAACCUGUGAUAGAACAUGACCAGAAGAACCACCCACCACGUGACGACACGGAUUGCACCUUGAAUGAGAAAGCGUCUCCAAAAGGCUCUGAAGAUGAAGGUUUUGCUGCACUGGCGUCGGGUAAGGAGGGGGUUGCCGAUGUCUCUGGCUCUUCAGGGGGUGAAGGGCCCUCUCAGACUGAAGAACUGUCUUUUGAUUUGCUGUUUGAUAUGCUGGAGGAGAAUAAGGCCGGUCCCUCUGGCUCUCUCAGUCCAGCAGGCAAGGACCAUGAUCACGCAGACCCCUCCUCCUCCUCCUCAUCAUCAUCAUCUUCAUCCUCCAGCUGCACAGGAAAACCUGUGAACACACCAAAAGACAGACAAACACUCAACAUCAGCCAGCCAACAAAGAGAAAGUCUCACAGUCCCUUUAACACAAGCAGUCCCACAAAACUUUCAAAGCUCAUGUAAAGCCUUUACAAACCAAACCUGUGUGUUCUCGCUGUGCCAUACACUGUAGUGAGUUUUGUUUAGGCUUCACAACCACACAUGGCUGGAAACAUCAACUUCAUUUUGCUUCAAAAUAAAUUUGUGAACAUGAUGCUUGGGUGUAACUUAUUGUCAUUUUGUCUUAGUGUACUCUACUUGUAGGUCACAGCGGCAGUUAAAUAGCUUUAAAAGCCAGUGUUGACAGUGUGAAAAUGUGUCUGUGUUGUAAUGGUACAAACACCUGUGUGCUGUUAUACUUUGUUAUAUUGUAGUGCAUCACUUUUGAUGCUGAGACAUCUUCAGCCCACUUGUAUGUGUUGGUCAUUUUAAGCUAUUCAGUAAACAUGGUCAUCUUUUUGUGAAGGCAUGCAGUACUGAAGACAGAUGAACAUGACUCAUG